Globicephala melas (long-finned pilot whale) is the source of this 6277-nucleotide messenger RNA. RefSeq names its product HPS4 biogenesis of lysosomal organelles complex 3 subunit 2 (gene HPS4). Lineage: Eukaryota; Metazoa; Chordata; Mammalia; Artiodactyla; Delphinidae. Gene Ontology annotation, cellular component: BLOC-3 complex; lysosomal membrane; cytoplasmic vesicle. The record is from RefSeq and is a predicted model, not a curated record. Gene Ontology annotation, biological process: protein targeting; vesicle-mediated transport; melanosome assembly. Gene Ontology annotation, molecular function: small GTPase binding; guanyl-nucleotide exchange factor activity.
GCGCGGGGACACCAAAGGGCGGGACCCCGGCCGAGAGCGCCUUUUGGCGGCCCCUCCGCGCUGUGACCCGGCCCCGAUUGAUCCCCGCACCUUUGCCCACCAGUCCCAGCCCCCUGGAGCUGAGGCCAGACACUUCCCACUGCUGCCGGCGGUUACCGAUCGCUUUCAUUAGCGCCCCUUUUCCUGCUCUGCUGACACACUGAGGCCACUUCCUACACCAUCACCACCACCCACAGGCCUUUGCCGGCCACGUCUCGACUCCCCCGAUCGUUACUGCCACUUCCCAGGCCACAGCCUUCUCUGGCCACAUCCCAACACUUGCCCUGUCCCCGACGGACCAUUAGCGGCUUCUUCUGGACCUUUCAGAGAUAAGCGAGUGGACCUUGGCAGUGUAGGGCCCAGUCCUAUGGGAACAAGGGAUGGGGGUUUCAGAUUGCAGUCCUUGGUUCCACGGGCUUAGAUGCCGCCUCCACAGGCACCCGGAUAUGAAUAUGACCCUAGGGAGGCCCACCCCAGGGUAUCCAGAGCUGAGAAAAGACAGAGGUUUUACAGGCCAUCAAAGAUUCGGUGGUGUCCUCUCUAGGGACUUCCCUCUACCAGAGGAGCUUAAAAAAACUCUCUUGUGUUCCCAGGAGGAUGGCAGAUGGUGGGCAAGCUUUCGAAACCAUGUCGCUGGGGACAUUAAGCUUGGAGAAAGUGACAGUAGGGAUACAGUUUUGAAGUGACCAAAGGGUUGACUUGUGGAAGGAUGAGACCUUGUUCUGUUUUCCUGGAGAGUGUGUGGAGGUUACUGCGAGGCCCGUUUCAGCUUGGUGGAAGGAUAAAUUGAACACUGAGAACUGCCUAUCUCUGGAGGGAGUAAGCAAGAGCCAGUCCAGGUAGUUUUUGAAGGAGAGUAAGGAUUAGAGUGUGUGAUGCCAGCGUCCCUUCUGAGCCUGAAAUUUCUUGAUACUCUUGAGUUCUCUUUCCUCUUGUGGGAGUUUGAAAGCCACUUGUUAAAUUCUCUUUUUGACUUUUGGAAACUUGCCCAGCUCUGGGAUUCUACAUGUUAAGAUUAAUUUUGGGCUGUCAAGGUGACAGUUCCUUAAUUUGAGUUCCAUUAUUACUACACCAACCGCCUUAUUUGUAUAGCUGUCCUUGACACCCAGAGCUUUUUCACACCGGUUAUUUAAUUCUAUCUUCUGUGUGAUCUAUCUCUUCACGUUAACUAUGGGACUUACUCUGAAGUUUUGCUCCCCUCACUUUUGGAUUUUGAAACACACUUUUCAGCUUUCUGGAAAACUCUUUUGAAGCAUACCAUUUGCUUAACCCUGCUGGGUCACAUGCUCACUCAUGGGAUUCUGAAAUAAUCUAUUCCUUGUGUUUAUUUUAGGGUCAAGGGACUGAUGUUUGAAGGGAAAGCUUCAAAACUUUUUAAAGAAACCUUCAGAAUGGCUUUGAACCCGACAAGCUAGACAUCGCUUCAGAGCACCGCCUUCAGCAUGCAUCUGCCCUGUCAGGCUUCCCUGGCAAAGGGGUCGUUCUUUGAAGGGGUCGUUCUGCAGAGGGCCAGGGAAACGAUGCUCACGGAACCAGAUUGGUGGAUUUGACUUUCUGGUAGAAUUCUCUUACUUUAUUGAUUUUUUUCCCAGAGCUCUGAGAGGCUGGAGGUAUUGAUGGGACCGAAGGGCCUGGAAGGAAGGGAAGAAGCAUUUUCAUGCUGAAUGAAAACUAGACAAGUGACUGUUGGAGACUGAAAACACCUAAACGUCCCACAUCCGGAUUCAGCGGAGGAACUGUCACUGCUGGGGAGAAAGAAGCCAGACUGGAAAAGAAAACCCAAAUAAAGAGAAUGAGGGCCGCCGAAGAGUAAAUGGCCACCUCCACCUCGACAGAGACCAGGUGGAAUUAUUUUUUCCUUUAUGAUGGUUCCAAGGUGAAGGGAGAAGGAGAUCCAACCAGAGCUGGCAUCUGUUACUUUUUUCCCCCUCAGACCCUGCUUGACCAGCAGGAGCUGCUCUGUGGACAGAUCGCCGGGGUUGUCCACUGCAUUUCUGACAUUUCCGGCUCUCCUCCCACCAUCGUCCGUCUGCGGAAACUUAAGUUCGCCAUAAAGGUUGACGGCGAUUACCUUUGGGUGCUGGGCUGUGCUGUUGAGCUCCCUGACGUCAGCUGCAAGCAGCUUCUGGAUCAGCUCAUUGGCUUCUUUAAUUUUUACAACGGGCCUGUUUCUCUGGCCUACAAGAGCUGCUCUCGGGAAGAACUGAGCGGGGAGUGGGACACCUUCAUUGACCAGAUCCUGAGAAACACCGGUGACCUGCAUAAGAUAUUCAACUCCCUCUGGAACCUGGACCGAACGAAAGUGGAGCCCCUGCUGUUGCUGAAGGCGGCCCUCAUUCUGCAGACCUGCCAGCGCUCGCCCCAUGUUCUAGCCGGCUGCAUCCUCUAUAAGGGGCUGAUCGUUAGCACCCAGCUCCCACCCUCUGUCACAGCCAAGGUUCUGCUUCAUCGAGCUGCACGUCGGGACCAGAGAAAACCUCUAGGAGGGGAUGCCCUGGAGGAACACGGAGCAGCACUCCCUCCAAACGUCCAGAUUGUGCCUGUUUUCCUGACCGAAGAGGAAGCUGUCAGUCUCCGUGAGUUCCCCCGGGAGCCCACAACCAGCACUCUGGCAUCUCCAGCCAGACUCCCGAAGCCCCCAGCCCAGCGCCCUCCAAAGGGUUUGAACACAUCUGCCCCGAAAGAAAACGCCCCCAGACACUUGGAAUCCACGGCUCGGAUCUCAGCGACCAGCCCUGAGCCCACGUCUCCUGACGUCACCUGGCCAAAUGGCAGGGGGGAGAACGGACACUGGUCAGACUGUGAUCUGAAAAGCAUCAAGCCCCCAACACCGUACCACGCCGCCGGGGGCCGGGGGCCUGGGCUCGGCCUCUCCCUGGUGAAGGAAACCGGUUUGUCCAGGGGGGAAGAGGAACUGGACUUGUCUGAAAUCCACGUUCCAGAAGCUCAGGACACGGGAGCAUCCUUGGGUUAUUCUGCCUCCGCCGGCGGGCCUCCUGGCUGCAGGGCAUCUGUCAGUGACUCUGGCAACCCCGGAAGCCAGCCACCUGAGGCCCUGCCUGUGGGCACAGCCGUGGAAGGCCCCCUCCCUCCCUCCACUGCUGAGAUGCUCACCCAGAAUGGAGCCCUAGAACGGCCCAGAGACCUCCCUGGCAACAGCAGCCAAGCCCCCGUCCCCAGGGACCACCUCCUCAGCCCGACGAGCGGGCCGUUGCCGUCGCCUUGCUUGGAUUCGAGGCAGACGGGGUCUGAGCUGCCCGUGGGGGAACAAGGCGAGGGGCAGCACGGCGAUGGGGUUCCUGAGGGCCGCUCAGCCUCCAGCCCGGAACGCGCCUCGGGCUCGGCAGACCCCCCAGGCGACGGCCCCUGCGCAGACAGAACCGGAUCCAGGGCGACCCCCGUGUCCCUCGCGCGGCUCGUGCGGAUGAACCUCUACACUCACAGCGUCAGAGGCCUGGCGCUGCUGCUGCUGGCCGAGGAGCCGCUGCUGGGAGAUGGCGCGGCCAUCGAGGACGUGUACCACGGCAGCCUGGCGUCCCUCAAUGGGCUGGAGGUGCACCUGAACGAGACGCUGCCCCAGGACCAGGCGGCCCCCGCGGCCAGAACCUAUGGCUUCGCGCACUACGACCGCAUCCAGAACGUGCUGGCGGGCAACCUGCCACAGGUGGCUACAGCCCAGGACCGCCGCUUCCUCCAGGCCGUCAGCCUGAUGCAUUCCGACUUCGCCCGGCUGCCCGCGCUGUACGAAGUAACCGUCAGCUUCUCUUAUGAAACCGGUAGCAGAAAAGAAGGAAUGCCUCCACGGCUGUGUACGCCUGCUGCAGCCCUGUCCAGGAAACCUAUUUCCAGCAGCUGGCGCCGGCGGGGCGGAGCUCCGGCUUCCCGAGUCCGCAGGACAGCGCCUUCAGCCUCCCGGGCAAAGCCAAGCAGAAGCUGCUGAAGCACGGGGUGAACUUGCUUUGAACCGUGGGUUCGUGACCCCAGCAGAUGACUCUCACACCGAAUCCCAGCAAAGGAAGCUCUGCCUUGUUAAAUGGAAAAGUCCCACUAUUUUGUUUUCCUUGGAAUAGUCCCUCGUUUUUAGGAAUGUAAUGAUAUUUAAGUGUUUGUUGCCCCUUCUGCAGAUUGGCGUUGGAGGAGGUAGCUCUCCGGGUCAGCAGACCUAGAGCACAUGGUAAAGAACUUGAUGAUGUGGGCAGCACUGCGGCCAGACUGGGUGCCUUGGUCCUUACACCCAAGGGGCACAGGGCCAGUGAGCCCCCCGUCACACUGAGCCCCGGGCGCCUGACAUUUCUUGCUGCUGUUCCACCCCCGCCUUAACUAGGACCACAAAAUCCCAGGUUGGCAUCUUUUCUAGAACCUGGUUGGCCCUGUCUAGAGUAUUUGUCCAGCCCUGUCUCCAGGGGGCCGGUCUGAGGUGUGAGUACCCAGCCAGGAGGCAGAUUUGUCAGCGAGCAGACCAGAGCUCCCACUUCUCAGGUUACCUUGAGGGCAGUCCUUCUGGGAGGGCGGGACGCCUCGUGCAGUGAAGCAGUCAGGGAUGCUGAAAACACCUUGUUUGGAUCUUCUGGAACUAUAUUCAAAACGAGCAGCCUGUUCUUUGGCUCACCCGCAGUGGGGGCAGAUCUCAAUGACGUGGAAGGGAGUUUGGGGUGCCGGGACCGAGAGCUGGGUGACGACAGGCCAGACUGGGCCCCCUGGGUGGAAGUGGGCUGUGCUGCUGGUUCCUCCCGAGUGAGUGAGUGUCCCAAACGUGAGUUUCUAAAAGGUUUUGGUGCAAAAGCAGGACUGUGCUUUUCAGCGGUGGCUGCAUGAAAGGGAACAGCAUUCGUUUGUGUGUUUCUGGGCUGGAGUGGUACUAGAACAUCAGUUCUAUUACGUUAUAGCCUGACAUUUUAUGAUACGAUGCAGGUCACAGGAUGAAAAUAUUUCACAAAAUCCUAACCAGAUGUUUACUGGAAGUACCUGAGAUUCCAUUUGAAAAUUGUGAUGUUAAUAACUUCAUGUCAGUGAACCAUUAUCUCAUGUUUCUGACAUGGUGUCUUCUUCUUGAAACAAGUUUCUAAGGGCUAAAAAUAAAAAUAGCCAAAAACACUAAUGAGUUCUGAGUAACAGUAACAUCUCUAGUGACAAAGUAAGGAAAAAGGUAUCUAUGUAUAUAUGUACAUAUGUGUGUAUUUCACGUGGUCACGUUUCUCUUUGCCCUGCCUGAUCCAGCCUGGCCAGGUGAGGAAGAGCGCAUGACAGAACGGUCCGUGCGAGGGUGGCGCGCUGUCCCAGGGAGCACCAGCUUCAGCGUGGCUGGACCGCACGCCAGGCCCAUGCCACCCUUUCUGUCUCCUCUCUGGGGUCCCUCCUGCCACUGGCUGGCCUAAGAGGUGAGCUUCCCAGACGGAGGAGGACCACACCUCAAGCUAGGGGAAAUGUACAGUGUCCUACUUCUCUGCCUGAUUCUCCAAGGAAACGUCCCUUACAAAUCCCGGGGCCAAGCUCUCACGGAACACUCCCGUGACCGCCUUACACAGAACAUGUUCGCUUUCUGUCCUGAGGUAUUUCAAGCAUCCACACUUCUUUCCUCUUGCCACUGAUGCUCCAGAAUCGUGAGAUCUCCAAGUCCUGAGUUUGGUGAAAUUCUGACCUGUUACGUGUUGACACAGGGACAGAACCUGGAGCCCCUGAGCCCAUUUUCAUCUGCGCCCCCGGUACCUCGGCUAACUACCUGGGCUCAAGGACUCUUCCAAACAAGAUCUGCUUCACAAGGAAAUCUCCUGCCUGUCUCUGAGCCCUUUCCUGGCUGUCAGGCCAUUGGCAGAGCUUAAUCUCCUCUGUUUUGCUUUCAGAAACCUCUCUUCCCAUCUAAUUUCCCAGGGCUGCUGUUGAGCCUAAAAUGUGUGUAAUACAAAAUGCUUGUUCCUGAGAAUCAGUGCUCGAGGCAGCCCGGUGCUUCCCUCUGAGCUGAGUCUCAGCGAUCACAGGUGUGAGGUCCUGUGAUCUCGGGUCCGCACAGCAGAAUGUGAGACCUGCAUGUGACGGCCAUUUUAAAAUAAGUCCACAAUUUCUUUGCUACAAAUUAGGGACCUGAUUCUCCCCCUUGAAUGUGGGCUGUACUUAGUGAUUCGUUUUCAAUGACUAGAAUGUGGCAAAAAUGACAGUGUGACUUCUGAGAGUAGGUUAUGAAACAUCACAGCUGCCACCUCUCUCUCAGUUCACCUGUUUUGGGGAGAAGCUGACAUCCGGG